AUGUCUAAAGGAGGAACUGCAUUGCAGGUCCUGGAUGAAACGUGCUUCAUCUGCUACUGUUGCUGCCAAGGAUGCGGGUGUGCAAAAUGUAGCGAGCCCAACCUCUGCACCUCAGAAUCAAAGCUCCUGUGCUACAAGGCUCACUCCACGUGCGAUUGCGUUGGCCCCUGUGGUCCGGAGGGAUGCUACUUGUCGAGCGUCAAGUACUGCUGCUGCUACAGCCACUGCCAGUUUCCGCCCAGCCCUUGCUUCGUGGAGCUGUGCGGACUGACGUUGUGCGGCGCGAAGAAGGGAGAGAGGUUCGCUCUGUCAGGAGCCGGGAAAGUGCACACGACGGCAGGCAACUUUGGGACGGACACGAGCAUGGAGGAGAUGCGGCGAGAGGCGGUUGAGGCGAUACAGAGCGGCAACUACUCGAAAGCCAAGGAGCUGUCGCUUCUCUUGGAGGCAGAGGAAGCUUCGUUGAGCGCGCCCAACAGCAUUUGUGACCCCCCGGAGCUUUACAGGUUGCACAGACGUCUUCAGCGGGUCAUCGGUGACUCCACUGGCAUCUUCCCUCUCGGCGACACUCAGUGA
Guillardia theta CCMP2712 is the source of this 576-nucleotide messenger RNA. RefSeq lists its product as hypothetical. The record is from RefSeq and is a predicted model, not a curated record. NCBI's taxonomy places the organism in Eukaryota, Cryptophyceae, Pyrenomonadales, Geminigeraceae. The coding region runs from base 1 to 576 and encodes 191 amino acids. The transcript is spliced from 3 exons.